Molecule: messenger RNA, 1404 nt
Organism: Adineta steineri
Lineage: Eukaryota; Metazoa; Rotifera; Eurotatoria; Adinetida; Adinetidae
Source: the annotation of a GenBank genome assembly
AUGCCAAGACUAAAUGCAACCAUCUAUACUGAUUCAUCUGUUAUAUCAGUAGCUACGAUAGCUAUGCAGAAUAUCGAUUCAAAUGGAAAUUCAAUUAAAUAUUUUCAACAUUUACUUAAACGUUUCGGUGUUGUUUAUAUGGCAAUUGUUAUCAUUUUUGGUUUUAUUGGUAAUUCUAUAUCAUGUUAUGUUUUUGUUCGAAGUAAAUUAAGACGUUUAAGUUGUAGUUUAUAUUUAACUGCUCUUUCUAUAUCUGACAAUGGUUAUCUACUAUGUUUGGGACUUAUUUGGCUUGAAAAUAUACAUGUUUUUAUAUUUCAUAAUAAUGGAAUUUGUCAAUUCACUGUAUAUUUAACGACAGUUUUUAGUUCGUUAUCAGUAUGGUUUACUGUUGCAUUUACUACUGAACGUUUUGUUGUUGUUGCUUAUCCAUUAAAACGUUCACAAUAUAAUUCAUCAACACGUGCUCGUUAUGCCGUUGUUCUAUUGACAUUACUAGCUUUAUUACUUUAUUCUCCAGCAUUAUGGACAUCGGGUAUUGAAAUAACGAAUUCAGAACGAUCAACAUUACCUCCAUAUGAAACACGUUGUGUUACAUUACGUCCUUGGCUACGUUUUACUCGUCAAAUGAAUAUAAUAGAUUUUUUUCUAACAUUUAUCAUUCCUUUUUUAACUAUUGUUACAUUUAAUUCAUUAAUUAUACUUAAAUCAGGUCAAUAUGAUCGUUUAUUAGAACGUAAUUAUGUUCAACCUUCAACAUAUAUCUUACAUAAUUUAUUAGAACAUCGUUUACGACGUUCAAAAUAUCAUCGACGUAUAACAAAAAUGUUAUUGAUUAUUUCAACAACAUUUUUAUUAUUAAAUACUCCAAUGCAUCUAUUAAAAGUUUAUUAUUUUUUCUUUUCAAAUGAUGAUACAUAUGAUGAAAAAUCUUCAUACGAAUCAAUUAUUGAAAUGUUAACAUUUUAUUUAUUUUAUACAAAUUUUUCAAUAAAUUUUUUUCUUUAUUCAUUAUGUGGAAAAAAUUUUCGUUCAUGUCUUAUGGAUUUAAUAAAACAUUUUGGUCGAUCAAAACAAACGAAUAUUUUCUUAUCAAAUGGUUUAAUUAUUGCACGAAAUGCUGGUAUUGGUGGAGAUAAUCCUGUUGUUCAAUAUUAUCAACAUUCACAUCAUAUAGAUCAUCAUAGAAAAUUUUCAAAACGUGAAAAUAGUAGUACAGCUAGUAGUAGUGGAAUCAAAGGUAAUCCACUUUUAUCAACAUUUCAUGCAGCUGCAACUGGUACAAGUCAACAUCAACUAACAUCGGAUUUAUCAUUUAAAAAAACUCCAUUAAAAAUUGAAUUAUUAACAAAUGGACCAACGCCAACGGUUGUUAAAUUCUAUCCAACAUUUACAAUAAAGUGA